CUAUAGCUUUGCUUUGUCUUUCUCCCUUCACUCAUAUGUUUCUCGUCUUAAGCUAACUCUUAUGUUCCUAUAUAUACCUUAAAAAACUUAUCAAUAACAAAGAGCCAAGAAUCCCAAUAAUGCUGCAUUCUUCAUCAUAUCUAUCUUUCACUCUUGUCUUUUUCUUCUGCUACAUUCUAUUCUCCACGCUCGCUUCGUCUUUGCCCGUUUCCGACCCUGAACUCGUUGUCGAGGAAGUACACAGGAAAAUAAAUGAGUCGGUAUCAAGAAGGAAGCUAGGGUUCUUCUCUUGCGGCACAGGUAAUCCAAUCGAUGAUUGUUGGCGAUGCGACAAGGAUUGGGAGAAAAACCGAAAACGUUUGGCCGAUUGCGGGAUCGGUUUCGGCAAAAACGCAAUUGGUGGUCGUGAUGGUGAAAUCUACGUGGUGACUGAUCCAGGGAACGACGAUCCAGUAAACCCUAAACCCGGAACACUAAGAUACGCAGUCAUUCGAGAUGAACCGCUCUGGAUCAUUUUCAACCGAGACAUGACGAUCCAACUAAAAGAAGAGCUCAUUAUGAACUCUUUCAAAACCUUAGACGGACGAGGAGCGUCCGUACACAUCGCCGGUGGGCCGUGUAUAACCAUACAGUACGUGACCAACAUCAUCAUCCAUGGUUUACACAUACAUGAUUGCAAGCAAGGUGGGAAUACUUACGUACGAGACUCGCCAGAGCAUUACGGGUACAGAACGGUAUCCGACGGUGACGGUGUGUCCAUCUUCGGGGGGAGCCACGUCUGGGUAGAUCAUUGCUCGCUCUCGAAUUGCAACGACGGGUUGAUUGAUGCAAUCCGUGGAUCAACGGCUAUAACCAUCUCUAACAAUUAUAUGACGCAUCACAAUAAGGUUAUGUUAUUGGGACAUAGCGAUACGUACGAACAAGACAAGAAUAUGCAAGUCACUAUCGCUUUUAACCAUUUCGGAGAAGGUCUCGUCCAAAGAAUGCCAAGGUGUAGACAUGGAUAUUUCCAUGUGGUGAACAAUGACUAUACACAUUGGGAAAUGUAUGCGAUUGGAGGAAGUGCUAAUCCUACCAUCAACUCUCAAGGCAACCGUUUCCUUGCUCCUGAUGAUUCUGAUAGCAAAGAGGUAACAAAGCACGAGGAUGCGCCCGAAAGCGAAUGGCAAGGCUGGAAUUGGAGAUCCGAAGGAGAUCUAAUGCUUAACGGCGCAUUUUUCAGGUUUUCUGGCGCUGGACCAACAAAAUCAUCAAGCUAUUCAAAGGCCUCAAGCCUAGCCGCGAGACCUUCCUCUCAUGUUGGUGAGAUAACUGUAGCCUCUGGUGCACUCAGCUGCAAAAGGGGUUCCCUCUGCUGAUCAUAUAUGUGUGCGCCGUGCGCGUGUGUGUAUAUACAUAUAAUUAUUGAAUCCAGCAUUUGAAAGCUAAGUAUGUAAUAAUCUUGAUGACAAAGUGAAAAACAAAAAAAAGUGUUUAUUACA
Capsella rubella is the source of this 1481-nucleotide messenger RNA. Its product is annotated as probable pectate lyase 22. The record is from RefSeq and is a predicted model, not a curated record. Gene Ontology annotation, molecular function: pectate lyase activity. NCBI's taxonomy places the organism in Eukaryota, Viridiplantae, Streptophyta, Magnoliopsida, Brassicales, Brassicaceae. Bases 120 to 1358 code for a protein of 412 amino acids. The transcript has 4 exons.